GAGAAUCCUGUCGUAGAUGGAAUAAAGAAAUUGAGAGAAAAGCAUUCAAUCUCCUUCAUUCAAUUUUUUACUUCAUCCCUUUGAAGGAAUUCUUAAUCGAAGUCAAAGAUCAGAGUAUGUGGGGUAGGGUUGAAGUUGAACUGUGCCCUUUGAAGAUUUCCCGAUUUCUUUGUUUCCUUUUCCGCUCUGGAAUUCGAUCUAUGCAGCAAAAUUUUCACCCAAAUUUCUCUACUUUCUAUCUCCGAAUUGAAUUUCCGUUUCCAAAAUCGAUUACGAAGGGGCACAAACGGCGGAGUUGGGGAUUUGAGAUAGUGAGAAGACUCGGUUAGCGGAUUUGGGAGUCGAAUCUUUUCAACUUCUUGUGUCUCCUGCUCCUUCAGGUAUGAACAGCUCUGUUUCUUCCAGUCGUGCUACCUCUUCGAGUUGCAGUUUUAUUGGAUUGUCGGAACUACAAGACAUAUUCAUAGUAGGAGGGGUUUGAGUUAGACCCGGAGUGUGAAAUUUUAAUUUACUGGUGCUCAACUCCGUAUGCUUUAUUUUCAGUUCCUUGCAUUGGAAGAUGUCGUGGGGGAGGGGUAAAUCGCCUGGAUGGGCAGCGGUUAACCUUAAGCAACAGAAUAGUGGCCUUCAAGAUGAAAUUGACCCGGACCCAUUCCCACCAAUGUCUACCGCUCUUUCCUUUCUGCCACCCCGUGAAAACGUACACAGAGUUAAUGGUCGUUCAGGGAGAUCUUUCUCAUCGACACCCCUUCCUUCUGCCGAUUCUUUAAUGUCACCAAAAAAUUUUGGUGCAAAAAAGACCAUACCUGGUAAUUCUAGCAUUCGAAGUGGCAAGAAGUUGGUUGAAGAAUCCACUGAUGUUUUAGCCUUCUGGAAGCUUAAAGAGCUUCAUUCUUGGGCUGAUAUCAGUUUGAUUGUGGAUAUAAUGGAAGCUGUAAAUAAUAACUUCAACGAGGCGUCUAAGUUAUUAAAAACAAUGGUUUCUAGUGACAAUUUUGAGAUCAAUAAUGAGAUGAGCACCUUAGGACUGCAUUCCUCUAAUGAUGUAUCAUUGGUGAGGGGUAAAUCUCCUGGCUGGGAAGAAUAUAACCUUAAGCAACAAAAUAGAGGCCUUCAAGAUAGAAUUGAUCCGAAACCAUUCCCACCGAUGCCAAGUGCCCUUUCCUCUUUGCCACCCCGUGAAAACUUGCACGGAGUUACUGGCCGUCCAGGGAGAUCCUCCUCAUCUUCACCUCUUCCUUCUGCUGAUUCUCUAACUUCGCCAGAAAAUUACAGUGCAAAGAAAAUACUUGGUGAUUCUAGCAUUCAAAAUGGAAGGAAGGUGGUUGAAGAAACCACUGACGUUUUAGCCUUUUGGAAGCUUAAGGAGCUUCAUACUUGGGCUGAUUUUAGCUUGAUUGUGGAUAUAAUGGAAGCUGUAGAUAAUAACUUCAAUGAGGCAUCUACUUAUUUAAACAAAAUGGUUUCUAGUGACAAUGUUGAGAUCUGUAACGAGAUGAGCACCUUAGGACUGCAUUCUGCUGAUGGACUAUCGUGCUAUGGGAAGAAUGAUGUAACUAUAUCAUUAGGAAGAACUGUUAAUAAUCCCAUCCCUAGUUCCACACUAAAGGAUGUGCAAGACAUGCAUCAAAAUAUUAAUGAUAAAUUGUUUGAAAAUAAUUAUCAUGAAAGAAAUUUCUUUCACAAUGUUGGAAAUCCAAAAAUAGCUCUUUAUUGCUCAAAGUCUGCUCCUAUUGAGCCCGAGUGGGAAGAAGAUGAUAUUUACCUGAGCCAUCGGAAAGAUGCUAUAGCAAUGAUGAGGUCUGCAUCUCAACAUUCAAGGGCAGCCACUAAUGCCUAUCUUCGGAAGGAUCAUGCUUCAGCCAAGUAUCAUUCAUCAAGGGCUCAAGAACAAUGGCUAGCUGCAAAAAUGUUAAAUGCUAAGGCAGCCAAUGAAAUUUUACAAACAAGGAAUAGUGAAAAUGGGCUCUGGAAGUUGGACCUACAUGGGCUUCAUGCAGCAGAGGCUGUUCAAGCCUUGCAAGAUCACUUGCUGAAAAUCGAAACUCGGAAUGCCUCCAAUCGGUCGUUGUCGCCAAAGAAAGCUGAAAGGAAGGGUUUCCAUCGUGUUUCAUCCCUUGAGUAUCUUAGUUGUAUGGGCGUAAAGUUGGACAAAGAAUUACAAUCACCAUUACCUAGGCAUAGGCCGACAUCAUUGGAAGUCAUAACAGGAAUAGGUAAACAUAGCAGGGGGGAGGCUGCUCUACCAAAGGCCGUGACAAGUUUUCUUAGUGAAAAUGGGUACCGUUUUGAACAGUUGAGGCCUGGAACGAUCAGCGUUCGCCCAAAGUUUCGUAGGUAAAUGAGUACCCCUUAUUAGUAAUAGCUUCAAAGUUAUUCAGUCAGAACGUAGAUUAGAGUCGUUGGAGGUUGGGUAAGUGAAACGUGUAAAAUGACUGAAAACGUUCGUUAUUUAGAAGGAGCUCGGUAGGAUUGAUUGUUAACCACAUUACUGCAUUGUUAUUUUGUUGUCUUUCCUGGAAAAGAUGGCACCUAGGAAGAAGAGGUUAGAAGAACUCUGGAAUCCUGGGAUUGUAUUCUAUUAUGAUUCAUUAUGGCGAUUGCACUAGUUGAGUCUACUUCUCUAAUCUAUUGAAAAUAUAAUAAGCUGAUUUGCUAA
Messenger RNA from Cucurbita pepo subsp. pepo (vegetable marrow), 2659 nucleotides. RefSeq names its product smr (Small MutS Related) domain-containing protein. Lineage: Eukaryota; Viridiplantae; Streptophyta; Magnoliopsida; Cucurbitales; Cucurbitaceae. The record is from RefSeq and is a predicted model, not a curated record.